This is a messenger RNA of Rosa rugosa (rugosa rose), 1341 nucleotides long. RefSeq lists its product as uncharacterized. Bases 1 to 1341 code for a protein of 446 amino acids. The record is from RefSeq and is a predicted model, not a curated record. Lineage: Eukaryota; Viridiplantae; Streptophyta; Magnoliopsida; Rosales; Rosaceae. The transcript is spliced from 2 exons.
AUGAAUGAAGAAAUUCAGGCUUUGCAGAACAACAAAACAUGGAGCAUUGUUCCUUUACCUCCCAACAAACAACCCAUUGGCUGCAAGUGGGUUUAUAAAGUGAAGUACAAACCAGAUGGCACCGUAGAGCGUUAUAAGGCUCGCAGGGAUAUAGUCAAGUUGCCGGAGUUGAUUAUGGGGGAGAAUCAGCAUGUUUGCAAGCUCCAUAAGUCGUUGUAUGGCCUCAAGCAAGCUUCGAGGCAGUGGUUUUUAAAACUCUCAAGUGCAUUGCAAGCUGGAGGCUUCACUCAAUCCUGGUCAGACUAUUCUAUGUUCAUUCGAAAGUUUCAAGACAAGGUCACAGUGUUACUUGUGUACGUAGAUGAUGUAAUUAUUGCAGGAAAUAAUUUGCAAGACAUAGAAGCUACAAAGCAGUUUUUAGCAGGCCGUUUUAAACUCAGGGACAUGGGAACCCUGCAUUAUUUCUUUGGGAUUGAAGUGGCACGUUCAAGGCAAGGUAUAGUGCUUUCACAGCGCAAAUAUGCACUGGAGGUGCUUGAAGAUGCUGGAUUCUUGGGUGCCAAACCAUCCAAAUACCCUAUUGAUCAGAACUUGGUCUUAACUAAAGAUGAUGGAGUUUUGUUACAAGAUGCUUCCCAAUAUCGAAGACUUGUUGGUAGGCUCAUUUACCUAACAAUUACAAGGCCUGACUUGGUUUAUGCCGUACACAUUUUGAGUCAAUAUAUGGACAAGCCUCGACAACCACAUCUUGAAGCUGCCUAUAGAGUUUUGAGGUAUGUCAAGCACACACCAGGUCAGGGAAUUUUACUACCUUCUCAUGGACACCUAGAACUUACAGCAUAUUGUGAUGCUGAUUGGGCAAGAUGUAAAGACACUAGACGUUCUACAACUGGAUAUUGUUUAUUCCUAGGGAAGGCACCAGUCUCUUGGAAGAGUAAGAAGCAAGGAACAGUUUCCAGAUCGAGUGCAGAGGCAGAGUAUAGAUCGAUGGCUACUACUUGUUGUGAGAUCACUUGGAUAUUGGCAUUAUUGCGUGAUUUACAUGUUAAUCACAAAGAAGCAGUUCAGCUAUUUUGUGACAAUAAAGCAGCAAUCCAUAUUGCUUCAAACCCUGUUUUUCAUGAGAGGACAAAACACAUUGACAUUGAUUGUCAUGUUGUGCGUGAGAAGGUUCAAAGAGGACUUGUGAAACCUAUUCAUGUUCGGACUAAUGAGCAGACAGCAGACUUGUUCACAAAGCCUCUUGGUUUGAAGCAACUUAUAGCUCUAUUAGGCAAGUUGGGUGUUAUCAACAUACACACCAACUUGAGGGGGAGUAUUAAGGAAAGGAAUCAAAACUGA